AUGGACCAUGGGCGAUUCUCUGCCAAUUCUCGCUUCCACCAGGUUCCGGUGAUAGGCAAUGGUCAAGCCUCCAACGCAAGAGCGAAUCGUCAUAUCACAUAG
Molecule: messenger RNA, 102 nt
Organism: Colletotrichum costaricense
Lineage: Eukaryota; Fungi; Ascomycota; Sordariomycetes; Glomerellales; Glomerellaceae
Exons: 1
Coding region: 1-102 (33 amino acids)
Source: RefSeq, a predicted model, not a curated record